CGGUUAAUAGAGGCAGUCUUCGUCGUGCUGCCAUACGGUAUGGCUGCGCUUUGUCGAAGUUUUCUCUUUAUUCCGAUAUUUGAACUAAAUUAUUAAUAGUAAUGUGUUAUUCAUUCAAAAGUUCAUAAAAAUAUUGCUGUAUUUUUGAAUGCUAAAUAUUAUGUUGUCUCAAAUGAAAACCAAUUCUACUAGAAAGCUGGAAGGAAAACGACCGAAAGAACUAAUGUCGUCUUCCAGUCUUUCCGGUAUGUCACAAUUAUCGAACAGCAGUGAAGAGACUUUGGAACCUCUUGUGCAUAAGCCGCACAAAUUGGAAACGACAGAAAGCACAACGAAAGACGCGAGUCCACAAAACAACGAAUGGCUAUUAAGUGGACCAAGUGGGAACAAGUCUAUUUUACGUUUCAAAUGUUCUGCAUUAGCAACUCCUCCGAAAGAACCUCCCGCGAAAAUAUUGCACAUGACCUAUAAAAUUUUUCAAACGGACACUAAACUUAUUAAUCUUUUGCUGCAAUCACACGGCUUAACAGAGGUUCCUAUGAAUGAGAUGGAUUUUAACAUUCUCUGGAUGGGAAAUCAUCCAAAACCGGAUAUUCUACGGAAUUUAAUGCCUUAUCAAAAAGUAAAUCAUUUUCCAAGAUCGUAUGAAAUAACGCGCAAGGAUCGAUUGUACAAGAACAUCGAGGCGAUGCAACGCAGCAAGGGUUUACGAAACCUGGAUUUUAUACCCCAGACGUUUCUGCUGCCCACCGAAUCGAGAGAAUUACUCACCGCGCAUUUCAGGUAUCGCGGCCCAUGGAUUGUCAAACCCAAAGCCAGCUCUCGUGGACGUGGGAUUUAUAUUGUUAAUAGUCCUGAAAAGAUCCUUACGGAUGAAUCUGUAAUCGUUGCACAAUAUAUAAAUAAUCCGUUACUUGUCGAUGGGCACAAAUGUGAUUUACGGUUGUACGUAGCCGUCACAAAUUACGAUCCGCUGUUGAUCUAUCUGUAUGAAGAAGGCUUGGUGAGAUUCGCCACGGUGAAGUACGAUGGUGGCAAUCAAUAUAUCUGGAAUCCCUGCAUGCAUUUGUGCAACUAUAGUAUUAACAAAUUCCAUGUGGAUUACGUAAAGAGCGAAGAUCCAGAUGCGGAGGACGUAGGUCAUAAAUGGACCUUAUCCGCAUUGCUUAGACAUUUACGAUCAAUGGGACAGGACACGGAAUUGCUUAUGCAACGAAUAGAGGAUAUUAUCAUAAAGUCGAUUCUCGCAACCGCCUCUGGAAUUGUCAGUGGUAUCAAGCAAUUUGUGAAAUAUCCGGAGGCAUGUUUCGAAUUAUUUGGAUUUGAUAUUUUAAUUGAUGAUACGUUGAAACCAUGGUUGUUGGAGGUCAAUUUAACGCCAUCGUUAGGUUGCGAUUCACCGCUCGAUGUUAGAUUGAAAUCGGCAUUAAUAGCCGAUUUGCUCACCCUGGUUGGAAUACCUGCGAUUGAUCCAAUGUUACGACCCCAAAGUACACAAUUAAAUCGAUCCGCAGUUACUUCCACUAAAAGAAUAGUUAACUAUAGAAGAGUACAUUCGGCUGAAACAUUGUCGCAAAGAAAGAAGAAUGCGAGCAAAAGUAAUAUCAAUAAAUCAGGAUUAACAAUUGAACAACAACGAAUAGUUGCAUCCGUAAAGGCCCAGUUCGAACGACGAGGUGGAUUUGUUCGUAUAUUUCCCAGUCCAAAAUCAUGGGAGAUGUACGCGCAAUAUUUAGAUCCAACCACUGGAAUACCAAUAGUUUCGGAUCCUUUAGGACCCGGCAGAGUUCCACAUCAAAUUAAUACGAAUCAUAAUUUAAUGUUACACGAACAAUUAUUUCCCGCAGCUAGUCGCACCACUGAUUUUAUCAUUCCCGAAGUUACCUUGGACAGAUUGUCUAGAUACGAAAGAUAUGAGAGAGCGUUGGUAAAAGGGCACAAACAAAGUUUAGAUCGCGGUCAUAGUAAAGAGAAUAUAGAUACGGAUAAGCAUAAAUAUAAGAGUCAAGUGGUGCAGUCUAUGCACGAAGGAAAUAAGCUUAGUCCUGGAGAAGCUAGAAAAGCCUUCGGUUUAUAUUUAGGACAUAUUUUGCGUAAAAUAUCGCAGCCUAAUGCGGAUCCAGCAUGUUGUGAUCUUGUGAUGAAAUUCCUUCAACAAUCAGCUAGUAAUUUAAGAACACCAUUCUUUUUUACGUUACCAAGUAGUAAAUUGAGCGAGAAAGAUCGGGCUGCAGUUACGGCUAAACAACUCUCAGACUUUUUACAUUUGUACAAUCGAGAAACAGAUCUUUAUGCGGAUACAGUCGACCGUCCACGUACUGUUCCGAAUCGACUUUUCCAAAAAUUUUUAGCUGCGGCAAAUGAACAAGAUCUAGAUGAUAUAUUAAGUUUACAAACGAGGCUAUACAAAUGCGCCCAUAGUUUUUUGGGAAGAAGCGGUUUUGCAGGAAAUCUACCUGGUCCUAAUUUGUUGGGUUCUUUGCCUCAUAUUACAUCUCGUGUAUAUUCCAACGCUGCAACUAGUGAACAAUGCAAAUAUACAUUUGCUUGUUAAAAGUGCUAUGUACGGCUGCUCUAGAACUUCCCAGUACAAGUGGACAAUCAUCCACGUAUAUAAUAUAAUCCUAACGUUUCCCAUAUUAAUAUAGCACAGAGAAUCAUCACAAAACAAAUAUUUUGGAUACGCUUGAAAAGCGCUUUAAUAUUUGCUUAUUUAUUAUAAGAUAGAAGAAAAAAGUUCGUUAUAUGAUAUUAUUGUAAUGAACUACAUAUAUCUUAAGCCUUUUUAAAAAAGUUUUCUUGGUCUCUCUAAACGAGUUCAUAUUCUUAAAUUACAAUUUUAUCUUAAAAUUAAUCUUCAACAUUAAAUCGACGAAGAUAGAUAGAGAAUUAUUUUAAAAUAAGAAUUUUUAAAUACUUAAGGAUUUAGGUUUUGCAAAUUUUAUCGUAUAAAACACGUGGCCAAUUAAAAUCGUUUUAAGGUAAAAUAGAAAUCUUAAAAAAUAAAUAAUUCAAUAAUAAAUUUUAAUAAAGAUAUGUCAUCGGCCUAAAUAGGCGAUUAAUUUACUUUUUAAAAUUAAAUUGUAGCAAAUUUAAUGAUGAAA
Messenger RNA from Apis mellifera (honey bee), 3104 nucleotides. It is a transcript of the gene TTLL5, whose product is annotated as tubulin polyglutamylase TTLL5. Gene Ontology annotation, cellular component: cilium. Bases 149 to 2554 code for a protein of 801 amino acids. Gene Ontology annotation, biological process: microtubule cytoskeleton organization; protein polyglutamylation. NCBI's taxonomy places the organism in Eukaryota, Metazoa, Arthropoda, Insecta, Hymenoptera, Apidae. Gene Ontology annotation, molecular function: tubulin-glutamic acid ligase activity; tubulin binding. The transcript is spliced from 16 exons. The record is from RefSeq and is a predicted model, not a curated record.